This is a messenger RNA of Gadus macrocephalus (Pacific cod), 2893 nucleotides long. It is a transcript of the gene hgsnat, whose product is annotated as heparan-alpha-glucosaminide N-acetyltransferase. The record is from RefSeq and is a predicted model, not a curated record. Bases 6 to 2042 code for a protein of 678 amino acids. The transcript has 18 exons. Lineage: Eukaryota; Metazoa; Chordata; Actinopteri; Gadiformes; Gadidae.
CCUGUAUGUACUUUGUACCUUCUCUCUCCCACUACUCUUUCAAAACAAGAAGGGACCGGAAGAGGCUGAUGUACAAAAGGAGAAAAAAGGCCAAAGUGGAGUCUAAUAAGGGCUCCGAGAAAGAGAGCCGAGAAACAGACCAUCGGAGACCUGAUGUUGUUAAGAUGAUGCCCCGACCACAGAACCGUGCGUCGCGUUUCAUCCCACUCAUUGCCUUGGUCGUAGCCAUCUGUGUGGUUCCGCUAACAGCUGACAUAUCUUCAUCUUCGCUUCCACAUCGUAAAUCAAUGUCGCUGAAAAUGGAUGAGGCAUUCCUCAAGGUCAACAAUGAGUUGGAGACCAAAUUGGUGGUGUCUUGGAUGUCCAACCACUGUUAUCAGUGCUUGUACCAGACCUUGGGGCUGGUUCCUGCAGGUCCGGGCCCUGGCAAGUCCAGCUUUGUAGACUUUAUAGUGGGUACGCGGCAUGGCAUCACCCUGCAGCUGAACAACUCAGAUCCCAAUGUGGAGCUCUGCAGGGUUCCAUUCUCCUUUGGGGAGCAUGGCAACUACUCCCUCUGGGUGAAGAACCAAUCAGUUUCAGCAGUGAACUGCUCCAUGGUCACUCACUCAGACCCGGUUAACAGUUACCUGCCAAUCUUGAUAGCAUUCAUCGUGUUGGCUGGACUAAGCAUGCUGUUAGCCAUUGGAGGUGCAAUAAUAAAGCUAGAUGUGGUCAGGGGUUUGCUUCACAGGCUGAGCAAUUCCAUGGAAACAGAGAGGCUCAUCAACUCGGAGCUGGGAUCACCAGGCCGGCUGGUGGAGUCGAGCAACGACAACAUCCUGCCUGCACCAAGUGUCCUCAGCAGAAGGCUACGAUCUCUGGACACAUUCAGAGGGAUGUCCUUGGUCGUCAUGGUGUUUGUGAACUACGGCGGAGGGAGAUACUGGUUCUUCAGACACGAGAGCUGGAAUGGUCUGACUGUUGCUGAUCUGGUGUUUCCAUGGUUUGUAUUUAUAAUGGGGACGUCCGUAGCCUUGUCCAUGAACUCCCUGCUUCGUUCAGGCUGGUCUCGCUGUUCUCUGCUGUUGAAAUCAGUUUGGAGGAGCCUGCAACUCUUUCUCAUAGGAGUCCUAAUCAUCAACCCCAACUACUGCCUGGGCCCCUUGUCCUGGGAUGGCCUGCGGAUACCAGGGGUGCUGCAGCGGCUGGCCGUCGCCUACCUCCUGGUAGCCAUGCUGGAUUUACUGGUGGCCAGAGUUCACACCGACAAUCUCCUAGUGGAUGUUUGGUGGUAUCCUGUUCGUGAUAUCUUGCUCUACUGGCCAGCCUGGAUUUGCGUGCUCUGCUUGGAAGCAGUUUGGCUGUGCAUCACCUUCCUUCUUCCUGUCCCUGGCUGCCCCACGGGGUAUUUGGGUCCCGGUGGAAUUGGGGACAUGGGUCUGUACUCUAACUGCACUGGUGGGGCGGCUGGAUACGUAGACCGUUGGCUGCUGGGGAACAACCACAUCUACCAGAACCCCUCCUCACGGGUGAUAUACCUGACCCACACGGCGUACGACCCUGAAGGUAUUCUUGGUAGCAUCAACACUGUCCUCAUGGCCUUCUUUGGAUUACAGGCAGGAAAAAUCCUCUUGCACUAUAAAGACCUGCACAGCAAGAUAAUAACCCGUUUCCUCAUAUGGGCUCUCAUAUUGGGCAUAUUAUCAGCAGUCCUCACCAAGUGUUCCAGAAACCAAGGAUUCAUUCCUGUCAACAAGAACCUCUGGUCCCUUUCCUAUGUCACUACACUGGCCUGCAUGGCCUUUGUGGUGUUGCUGCUUGUCUACUACGUCGUGGAUGUGAAGAGUUGGUGGAGCGGAGCACCCUUCCACUACCCCGGUAUGAACUCCAUCCUGGUCUACGUGGGCCACGAAGUGUUCGAGCAGUACUUCCCCUUCCGCUGGCGCAUGGCCGACAGCCAGUCUCACGCCGAGCACUUAGCCCAGAACCUGGUGGCUACCUCCUGUUGGGUCUUCAUCUCCUACCUUCUGUACAAGAAAAGAGUCUUCUGGAAGAUUUAAAGAUUUAAAGCCAAAAAAAUGUGCUGAGCAGACAGGUCAAGGACAACCGAUAGGAUUCCCACAAGUUGGAUUUAUGUGAGAUUUACUGACUUGCAAUUGAAAAAUCAAAGGACUUCUUCCUUAAAAAUCAAAAGAUGGAAUUUAUUUUUAUAAAUUUCGCUGUAUGUAUAUAAAAUCUAUGUAUGUUAUGUUUACUUUAGAAAAGAGCUAGACCAAGACUAAAUUAAGAUAUUUUUCAAUGACACUGGCCUAUGUUGUGUGUGAUCAUCAAGAAGUGACAGACAAGUCCCUGUUGGACAGCAGAGGCAGCGCUACAACAUUUCAUGGCGGUCAAAUGGUCAUUUCUGUUUGAUAUUUUAAAGUCUAGAAUUGUGUUUUCUCAUUCCAUUCAUUGUAAUUUUUUUUGCCAAGUGAGCGUUACCUUUAGUUUUAUUACUAUUUUUUUAUUUGGUAUUUAGGCAUCAUAUUUUUCAUACUUUUUAGCACUGCACAAUUAGAAAUACGGGAACUUUUCACUAUUUUGCCAUAGCCUAUUAUACUUCAAAAUACAACAUUUUAGUUUGUAAAAGUGUGCCAAUGGAUUGACAUGCUAUCAUUAAUGCACACACUAUACACAUUCAAUUGAUUCUAUAAUGAAUAAUUAAAUGAUUAAGCUCAUUCUGUGCUGGCUACAUGAAGAUGCAAGUGGGUGUCAUAUCCCCCUCCACACACACUACGUAGUGCUCUGAGUGACUUGCAAAAAAGUGCUACAUAAAUGCAAUACAUUAUUAUAAUUAUUCAUAAAUAAACAUGUUUAUACCAUUAAGAAAUACAUAAAAUGUGCCUUUUAGGACAACUACUUUUAUCAUGUA